AUGUCAAGCCCGUCGAACGCGAUCGGCUCUUUGCGGCGCUGCUCGACGAUCCCGAUGUCGGAUUCCGGUCGCGCAUCGUCAGCGCCGAAGAGAUCUCCAACGCCAACUACAGCCACACCGAGAACCGCAACCUCAACAAGGUGUCCUCCGACGCCGCCAUGGGUCUCAUCCGGGACGUCUUGGCCACCGGCAUCGAUCUCGCCGAGCUCUACGUCGACGCGUUGGACAACUCGCCUCUUUCCCGGCAUCCGCACCAUCGUCGUGGAGAGCAAGGCCGACGUCAACUAUCCGAUCGUGAGCGUGGCCAGCAUCGUGGCCAAGACGCUGCGGCAUCACCGAGAAUCUGCCGUUCAAAGAGCUCGGAAUCGUCAUCGAUCGCAACUUCGGCAACGGAUACCCGUCCACACCGGCCGUGAAAGACUGGUUGAUGCGCAAUCUGGAUCCCGUGUUCGGAUUGCCGUCGGCGGUGCGAUUCAACUGGGGCCCGGUCGAGAAGCCCAAGACGAAAUCCAUAUUUGA
Molecule: messenger RNA, 519 nt
Organism: Acanthamoeba castellanii str. Neff
Lineage: Eukaryota; Discosea; Longamoebia; Acanthamoebidae
Exons: 2
Coding region: 1-519 (172 amino acids)
Molecular function (GO): RNA-DNA hybrid ribonuclease activity; nucleic acid binding
Source: RefSeq, a predicted model, not a curated record